This is a messenger RNA of Sciurus carolinensis (gray squirrel), 1480 nucleotides long. RefSeq names its product gap junction protein beta 5 (gene Gjb5). The record is from RefSeq and is a predicted model, not a curated record. The coding region runs from base 310 to 1131 and encodes 273 amino acids. Gene Ontology annotation, cellular component: connexin complex. Lineage: Eukaryota; Metazoa; Chordata; Mammalia; Rodentia; Sciuridae. Gene Ontology annotation, biological process: cell communication. The transcript is spliced from 3 exons.
CAGAUCAAAAACUAGGAGUGAGAUUUGAAUCCUGGGCGUGAGAGCCAGAUGCAGGCAUGUGGCACCAAGAUGAAGAGAGGUGAACUCCAGCUGUGGAGAUCCCGGGCCCAGACUGGACUGCUCCAACUCGCACAGAGUUGGCCAGGCGGAUCAGGAGGCUCUGACCCAGGAAUGAGCUUCCCAAGAACCCUCCCCAGUUCUGACAUGGAGCCAGGCGGCGUGCUGAAUCCCACGGCCGGCUACCAGGAGCAGGCACCAGGACAGCCCUGAGGAGCCGCCACUCAGUAGCAUCUGACCCCUGCGUCCACCAUGAACUGGGGGAUCUUUGAGGGGCUCCUGAGCGGGGUCAACAAGUACUCCACAGCCUUCGGGCGCAUCUGGCUGUCUCUGGUCUUCAUCUUCCGCGUGCUGGUCUACCUGGUGACGGCCGAGCGCGUGUGGAGCGACGACCACAAGGAUUUCGACUGCAACACCCGCCAGCCGGGCUGCUCCAACGUCUGCUUCGACGAGUUCUUCCCCGUGUCCCACGUGCGCCUCUGGGCCCUGCAGCUCAUCCUGGUCACCUGCCCCUCGCUGCUCGUGGUCAUGCACGUGGCCUACCGGGAGGCCCGGGAGAAGAAGCACCGAGAGGCGGCCGGCGAGGACGGUGGGCGCCUCUACCUGGACCCCGGCAAGAAGCGAGGCGGGCUGUGGUGGACCUACGUCUGCAGCCUGGUGUUCAAGGCCAGCGUGGACGCCGCCUUCCUCUUCGUGUUCCACUCCUUCUACCCCUGGUACACCCUCCCUCCCGUGGUCAAGUGCCACGCGGACCCCUGUCCCAAUACGGUGGACUGCUUCAUCGCCAAGCCCUCAGAAAAGAACAUCUUCACCCUCUUCAUGGUGGUCACGGCCGUCGUCUGCAUCCUGCUCAACCUCGCCGAGCUGGCCUACCUGGUGAGCAAGAGGUGUCGCGAGUGCCUGGCAGCGAGCAGAGCCCGGGCCACACCUGUGGGGCAUCACCCAGACUGUGUCACCUGGUCCCACAAACAGAACGACCUCCUCUCGGAGGACCUCAUUUAUCUGGGCUCAGACACUCACCCGCCUCUCUUACCAGACCGCCCUCAAGACUACGUGAAGCAGACCAUCCUCUGAGGGGCCAUCUGGACUGGAUGGCGGGGUGGGCCCGGAUCGGAAAGUUCCAGCAUCUCUCGUAGGUGCAUUCUGGUGGGGGGAGGGGGUGGCUGGGGGAGCUGAGUCACCGGAGCGAAGGGAGGAUUCAGGUGGCCUGGGAUCCAGUCCCGACUCUUCAGCUCUGGCCACUGCUGCAGCAGGGUGGCCUUAGGCAAGUUACCCCUCUGCCCUGAGCCUGUUUCCUUUUCUGUAAAUUGGAGACACAGAGGGCCACCUCCUAGGAUUAUAGUAAGAACAGAUGGGCAAGCCCCUCCGGUGCGUGUGGCCCACUGGCAGGGCUUAAUAAAGGUCAACGUGUUCAUUGAUCCGA